Messenger RNA from Colletotrichum chrysophilum, 1743 nucleotides. RefSeq lists its product as uncharacterized. The transcript has 4 exons. Gene Ontology annotation, biological process: DNA-templated transcription; regulation of DNA-templated transcription. Gene Ontology annotation, molecular function: DNA binding; zinc ion binding; DNA-binding transcription factor activity, RNA polymerase II-specific. Lineage: Eukaryota; Fungi; Ascomycota; Sordariomycetes; Glomerellales; Glomerellaceae. The record is from RefSeq and is a predicted model, not a curated record. Bases 1 to 1743 code for a protein of 580 amino acids. Gene Ontology annotation, cellular component: nucleus.
AUGUCAACUCUCUUCUUGACCCCGCGGGACCGCUACCCCUCCGACUCCAAAGCCCCGCAAGCCUGUGGCAGCUGCAAACGACAAAAGCGCAAAUGCGACAAGGCGCUGCCGGCCUGCGGGCUGUGCACCCGCAUGGAGCGCCGCUGCGACUACGUCGAGUCCAUUCAGGCUGCCCCCACGGCGGACGACUUUGCGGCGCUGCAGCAGAGACUCGCCGAGCUUGAGGGCCGUAUCAAUGACAAUGGCGGCGGCACGUCCGGCAGUGUUGGUGGGGUGGCUACCAGCUCCGGUCCAAGUCCCGUGUCGGACCCCUCCGCUUCGGGACCGAGCAUCAACGACGACUCGCCGGCAUACCCCGCCGUUGAACCGCUUUGGGAGCAACAGACGGCCUCCCAGUUCCCGCCAGACGUCUUCCUCGACAUGGCAACAUACGAGUGGCUAAACCAGCCAGUCCCGAAACCCUUCAUCGAAGUCCCUGCCGAAGUCCUCCAACACCUGGGCGACGGCACGUCCGUUCAGUCCUCCAUCGCAACGUACUUCACCACAAUCCACCCCUGGCUCCCCAUCGUCUCCAAGAAGCGCAUGAACAUGGGCGUCGCCCUCAGCCAAGGCGGACCCGACCUCGCCAUGCUCUUCCUCGCUAUGAAGCUCAUGACGACGCACCCCGAGUCGGACAGCAACAUGCCCGCCGCCCGGAUGCCGCUCUACCGCGCCGCCAAGCGCUUCAUGUCGCUGCUGGAGAACGGCGGCGCGACCUCGCUCAUGGCCCUGCAGUCCAUGCUGCUGAUUGCCCACUUUGAGUACGCGCACGGGAUAUACCCUGCCGCGUGGAUCACCACGGGCUCGUGUGUGCGUUACGCCGACUUCCUCGGACUGCCAACCUUUCAAGAAGGGAACCUGCUCCUCAGCUCACCAACGACCUGGACCGAGCUGGAAGAACGCAAGCGGACGUGGUGGGCGAUCCUCAUCCUCGACCGCUUCAUCUGCAUCGGCAACAAGAAGCGAUACCUCUCGCCAGACCCCGCCGAAAACGAGACCCUCCCCGCCGACGAUGAGGCUUGGGACCUAGGCCGCGUCGACCGCGCAGUCCACCACACAAUCUCCUCCCCGGCCCCCUCCAGGCCAACAUCCCCCUUCCCAACCCUCUGCCGCUGCGCCCUCCUCACCGCCAAAGUCCUCGCCCACGUCCGCAGCCGCGAGCCACCCAUCCCCGACGCCGCAUCCCUCUCCGAAGCCCUAACCACCGCCCUCGCCUCCCUGCCCUCAAACCUGCCCUACCUCGCGCCCCGCUGCGUCCUCCUCUCGAGCGCCAUCCUCCUCUACGACUUCUACUGCUGCCCGGCCACCCCCACCGGCCGCAUCCGCACCCCGGACGAGACGACGCAGCAGAUCCGCGCCGUCGAGGGUAUCCGCCGGCUGAGCGGCGACAUCGCCGACAUGGCGCGCGAGCUGCUGCUCCUCGCGGCGUCGAUCGAGGACGGGAAGAAGGGUGACAGUAAGGAUAUUGGCGUGAUUAGUCCGCUGAUCUUGGACGCGCUGUACGGCGCGGCGAAUACCCUCGCGUGGCUUGUGCGCGAGGAGGGCUCCGCCGAGUGCGAGGAGGCCGUGGCUGUCAUCAAGCAGUGUCUGGUGAAGCUCAGGGGUAGGUGGAGGUUGGCGGGGGAGUAUUUGCGCAUGUUGGAGGAACAGGCGUUUGCGUACAAGAUGCAAGACCAGGGGCAUUCGACGAUACGUAUCAGAUGA